Fomitiporia mediterranea MF3/22 is the source of this 1026-nucleotide messenger RNA. RefSeq lists its product as uncharacterized. The record is from RefSeq and is a predicted model, not a curated record. Gene Ontology annotation, biological process: carbohydrate metabolic process. The transcript has 6 exons. Lineage: Eukaryota; Fungi; Basidiomycota; Agaricomycetes; Hymenochaetales; Hymenochaetaceae. Bases 1 to 1026 code for a protein of 341 amino acids. Gene Ontology annotation, molecular function: hydrolase activity, hydrolyzing O-glycosyl compounds.
AUGGGCUUACGCGUAAUACCAAGCCGAGUUGCAGGUACCCUGAAAGCAACGAGAUUGCGCAUGUUGGCUUUCAUGGUCGCAGGUCGCAUUCCCUCAGUCCGCAAUCAGCUCUUCAAAGCAUUCACUGGCAAUUCGUGUGAAUUCCGGACCUUCUAUGGCUUUUCGUUCUACAAUUUGCUGCCGGCAGAUGUUGCCAAUGCCCAAGUUACAUUGAUAUAUCUGUAUGGGCGCCCUUUCCGUUCGUUGAACACGCUUCCCAAGGGCUUCCUCUGCGCUUCCAGAGCAUUCUGUCUCAGCAUAAAUAGCCUGCAUGUGAUGCUCUGGAGACAUAUCGUUUCGACUGCAUUCUUAUUAUCCAUCUUUACAACUAGCGGCUAUUCCAGUCAAAAUGGUCACUCAUCUCAACCAGGUGGGAAUACUACCACCUCGAAAGGACCUCAACCCUCUAACCAUCCUACUCCUGGUGGAUCGUCAUCCAGACCGCAGUUCGUCAUCUACAGUGACAAAUCUAACACGUUCCCGGAUGUAGCAAACAUUCAGGGUUACACUGUCUUCGCAAUUUCAUUCCUUUUGAGCACAGGUGCAGCUGAUCAAGCAGUAGUGUGGUCUCAACUUAAUAAGAACACUAGGCAACAGAUUAAAAGCAAGUACAACGCUGCUGGAAUAAAGGUUAUAGUCUCUGCGUUUGGCAGCACAGAAGCACCGACAACUUCUGGGGUUGAUCCAACUAAGUGUGCAAAUGACAUGGCUAACUGGAUACUCAAUAAUGACCUCGAUGGUAUUGAUGUCGACUAUGAAGACUUGGGUGCAAUGAGCCUCGGUAAGGGAGAAGAGUGGGUGAUUACAUUUACCAAGACACUUAGAAGUAAGCUGCCUAAGGGGAAAUAUAUCCUUACUCAUGCCCCUAGUCCGCCAUGGUUCUCUACAUGCCUGCCAAAUUCGCAACCACCGGUUACACAACCAGUGGUUGCAAACCAUCAACCAUCAGACGUGCUCGGCUGCACGUCUGGUUUCAUAGUUGUGUGA